Anoplopoma fimbria (sablefish) is the source of this 1101-nucleotide messenger RNA. Its product is annotated as homeobox protein aristaless-like 4. The coding region runs from base 1 to 1101 and encodes 366 amino acids. NCBI's taxonomy places the organism in Eukaryota, Metazoa, Chordata, Actinopteri, Perciformes, Anoplopomatidae. Gene Ontology annotation, molecular function: RNA polymerase II transcription regulatory region sequence-specific DNA binding; DNA-binding transcription activator activity, RNA polymerase II-specific. The record is from RefSeq and is a predicted model, not a curated record. The transcript has 4 exons. Gene Ontology annotation, biological process: regulation of transcription by RNA polymerase II.
AUGAACGCGGCGUGCGUCUCAUACUGCGAUAUGACAUCGAUGGAUUCAUAUUAUAGCACGUCUACUGCGCAAGGUAGGGAUCACCAGGGGAACCCGUUCAGGACUUUCCCGACCACUGAAACCAAAUACAGCCCCACGUUCAUUACGGGUAAAGGACAGGCUUACGGAGAGAAGUCCCGGAGUCCUUUCCAGCCGGAGUGCCAGUCGUUGGAUGGCACCGAGGACGGCACCUUCAACAAAUACCAGCUCUUCAUGCAGCGGCCGACCUGCAAAACUCCGCCCGAAGGCAGCAAGCUGCACCCGGACAGCGGACACAACGGGACGCUGAUUCCCUGCUAUGGGAAAGACAACGGCGGCCUGACAGAGUCUGAGUUACCCCCAAGUGUCGACCCACCUGGGAUGGAAGGCAGCUACCUGAACCUAAAGGCGCCCGGCGAGAAGGGCCUUAGCGAGCGGCCCGGCUCCGACUAUUCCAGUCCUCUGGACAAAAGUGAGGCGGAGAGCAACAAAGGCAAGAAGAGACGCAAUCGCACCACGUUCACCAGCUACCAGCUGGAAGAGCUGGAGAAGGUUUUCCAAAAGACACACUACCCAGAUGUUUAUGCCCGCGAACAGCUGGCACUGAGGACGGACCUGACUGAGGCUCGUGUACAGGUGUGGUUCCAGAAUCGCAGAGCCAAGUGGAGGAAGAGGGAGCGUUACGGCCAGAUGCAGCAGGUCCGGACACACUUCUCUACUGCUUACGAGCUGCCUCUACUGACUCGGCCUGAGAACUAUGCACAGAUCCAGAACCCUUCGUGGAUCAGCAGCAGUGGAGCAUCUCCAGUGCCGGGUUGCGUUGUGCCUUGCGACUCCGUCUCCUCCUGCAUGCCGCCUCACCCUCACGGUCCCGGAGGCGUCUCUGACUUCCUAGGCGUACCCAGUCCAGGGAGCAGCCACAUGGGACAGACACAUAUGGGCAGCCUUUUUGGGGGUCCCGGGAUGGGCGGGGGAAUCAAUGGCUAUGAUCUUAACCUUGAUCCAGACCGCAAGUCUUCCAGCAUAGCUGCACUGCGUAUGAAGGCCAAGGAACACAGUGCAGCCAUCUCUUGGGCCACAUGA